Hyalella azteca is the source of this 2375-nucleotide messenger RNA. RefSeq names its product heat shock protein SSA2. Bases 213 to 2045 code for a protein of 610 amino acids. Gene Ontology annotation, molecular function: ATP-dependent protein folding chaperone; misfolded protein binding; heat shock protein binding. The transcript has 2 exons. Gene Ontology annotation, biological process: protein refolding; cellular response to unfolded protein. Lineage: Eukaryota; Metazoa; Arthropoda; Malacostraca; Amphipoda; Hyalellidae. The record is from RefSeq and is a predicted model, not a curated record. Gene Ontology annotation, cellular component: cytoplasm.
UGUCUGUGAGAUAUUUUUCUUCGAGGUGUAUCAUUUAAUUUCAAUGUGAAAGGUGAUAUGUUUCUGUGUGGUGGUGUCUGGCAUCUGCAACCUGAGCCCUGGCAUGAUAACAACGAUUGUGAGAGCCAUUGAAAGAGAAGAACGGCUGCGAGUGGAGUGUUCUUAAAUCUGUGUCAAGUUUACGAGAAUAUUGGGCAUCUCGCUUUCUCAAGAUGGCGGAAAAUCAGACACCGGCGAUAGGCAUCGACCUCGGCACCACCAACUCGUGCGUGGCUGUCGUACGCAAUGGACGCGUGGAGGUCAUUGCUAACGACAUGGGCCACCGCAUCACCCCAUCGUGCGUUGCAUUCACGGAUGAAGAGCGCCUCAUCGGCGAUGCUGCAAAAGCACAGGCAGUGCACAACGCUGACAACACAAUAUUUGAUGCCAAACGUCUCAUGGGCCGUAAAUAUGAUGACGAAAAUAUCCAAAAACGUAUAGAACUUUGGCCGUUCAAUGUUGUGGAGUCUUCUUCUGGAGAUCCAAGAUUUCGCGUUGAAUACAAGAAUGAGACGAAAGAUUUUUCACCAGAAGAGAUCUCAGCAAUGAUUCUACAAAAAAUGAAAACCAUUGCCGAGACAUACAUCGGUUCUCCAGUCAAAGACGCCGUAGUUACAGUGCCUGCCUACUUCAACGACUCCCAGCGCCAAGCGACCAUGGAUGCGGGUAAGAUUGCUGGUUUGAACAUCGUAUCUCUUCUAAACGAGCCCACAGCUGCCGCCAUCGCCUACGGCUUCGAUCAAAAGAAAGACUUGAAGCAGAACAUCCUGGUGUUCGAUUUAGGAGGCGGUACUUUCGACGUAGCCAUACUCAGUAUGACAGAAAAUGAUUUUGAAGUCAUAGCCACUAGUGGUGAUACCUUUCUUGGUGGCAGCGACAUCGAUGAACGUUUGGUGGAACAUUUCAGCAAAGAAAUCAAGAAAAAACAAAAGAUGGAUAUCAAAGACGAUUCAAAAGCCCUGAGCAAACUAAGGAUUGCAUGUGAACGUGCCAAGAGAAAUCUUUCUUCGUCGAAGAAGGAACCCAUUCUGGUAGAUUCUCUUUUCGACGGCAAUGACUUCAAGUCAUCCCUCAAUCGAGCUCGUUUGAUGGAAUUGUGUUCUGACCUCUUCAAGAAAACCAUGGAGCCGGUUGAUGCAGCUUUGACGUCGGCAAAAAUGACUAUUGAUGACAUCGACGAGAUUGUUCUAGCUGGCGGCUCUACCAGAAUUCCGAAAAUACAGGAGCUUCUAAAGGAAAAGUUUAAUAACCGCAAGCUCAAUCAGUCGAUCAAUCCUGAUGAAGCUGUUGCUUACGGAGCUGCUCUUCACGCAGCUUCUAAAACUGGUGACAAGACAAUUGAGAACAUAAAGUUCGUAGAUGUCACCCCAAUGACACUUGGGAUAAAUGUUCUUGGAAACUUGAUGAGCCGAAUUAUUCCACGCAACUCCAAACUUCCUGCGACUAGGAAGAAGAAGUUCGUCACCACUGUUGACUAUCAGACAGGUGUGGAUAUCAAAGUGUACGAAGGAGAACGACUCAGUAGUGACGAGAACAACUUGCUGGGUGAGUUCUCUUUGGAAAAUAUCCAACCAGCUAAGAAAGGUGUCCCACAAAUAGAGGUAACUUUCGUUGUCGAUAAGAAUGGAAUCUUGACUGUGACUGCUGAGGACACAGCCACCGGCAGCAACGAAGAGAUCGUUAUCCGCUGCAACAAAGGCCGACUGCCGAAGCAUGAAGUCGAGCGAAUGAUCACCGAAGCGAAAGAAUUCCAGAAAGAUGACGAAAAGAGGGAGAAGCUUACAGCUGCUCGACAUGAACUGGAGACUCUCUGUGUUGAGUUAAAGGACUUGAUUAGCGAGCAGAGGGACCAAGAUCUGCUGGAGAACGAUGAGUUGGACCAAUUCAUGGACGUUUGCUCGGAAACUGAAGAGUGGCUUGCCGAAAAUGAACAGGCAACGGAAGAAGAGUACCGUUCCCGUUACGAUGCUCUUCUUGAAGUCAAAGAGCGCAUGCUCAGUAACUAAAUUUUUAGCCAUAGCUUGGUUUUCAAUGCCUUCAUUUUCAAUAUGAAAUAUCAACAAAAAACUACAGUCAUUUGUCGUGUGUUUUAGAAUUCUUUGGUUAUGUUUUUCAUUAUUGUAUUCAUGACUUGAAUUGCAAUAACAUUCUGCAUUUGUGAUUAGUGCUAAUGCCUCUUGCUUGGAACUCUAAUUGGGACUUGAGUUUAUACUAGUGCGUAAUAAAAAAGGCUCCUUGAUACCAGGUAUACUGGGUUUUGGGUGCUUUUAAAUUUGAUCCUCCUAUCAAAAUGUUGCGAGUCUCAAUUGCCAUUGAAUGAUUCUAAUUCCAAUAUU